GUGUGUGUGUGUGUGUGUGUGUGUGUGUGUGUGCGUGUGUGUGAUCUCAGAGUCCGACGCUGACUGACCGGUCCUCUCUCUCUGCAGCCGUCCAGACCCUGAAGCAGAUGGGACAGCUGCCCCAGAACCCGGCCGCGCACCUCAUGGCGAACUCCUCCCAGCAGCCCGGCACCCCCCUGCGCUGGCUGAGCGACAUGGACCAGGCCUUCCUCCAGCAGGGCAUGGAGCUGUCGGCCGACGGCCGCGAGCUGCUGGUGCCCCGCGCCGGCCUCUACUUCCUGUACGCCCAGGCCACCUUCUCCUCCUCCUCCUCCUCCCCGGGGGCGGGGGGCCCCUGCGGGGGCCGGCCGGAGCCGCUGUCCCUGCAGGUGGAGCGCCACAGCCCCUCGUACCCGGACUUCGUGCCCCUGCUGAGUGCGGCGCGCUCGCCCUGCCCGCCGGGCGGGCCGGGCCGGUUCUGGACGGUGCCCCUGUACCAGGCGGCGCUCUUCAAGCUGCUGGGGGGCGACAGGCUGCGGGUGACCGCGGGGCCCCUCGGCCUGCUGGACGACCAGAAGACCUUCCUGGGGGCCUUCGCCGUGGCCCCCGAGCUGCAGUAGAGGGGGGGGGGGCGCCACCCGCCGGAGGAGGAGGAGGAGGAGGAGGGCCUGCGCCCCGAAAAUUCUCCCUGACCCACUUUCAGGUCCGAGCACUUCGGCGCGGUCUUCCUCCUCCUCCUCCUCCUGACGAAGAACCCCCCCCCCCCGUCCCCCUCCAGGGGGAACACUACCCCUGCGCCGCAGGAAGUGAUGUCACGCCCUGCCCCACGAGCCCCAGCUAAGGAAGCGAUCGGGCUCCGUCAGGGCACCUGUUUCAUAUUGAAAUGUCGCAGAACCCGUUUUACAUUAAAAGCAGAGCUCGAGAAGCACCACCCGGGUGCAAAUGAGCAUUUAGCGUACGGGGAUAAAAACCCGGUUUCCGGAUGACCUGAUCAGUAUUUUAUGACUUAUUUAUUGAUUCGUCUGGCCGCACGACAGCGCCCGGUUGGGAAACAAAAGAAGGAAUGAAUGUAUUUUUUUUUUUUGGACAAGUGGAAAUGGAAAUUAUUUAUUGGUGUUAUUUAUUGACCUUUUUGGUUUUUUUAAAUGCUAUUUUCCGGCCCAAUAAAGUGAAAUCUAUUUAUAUUUUUCGGCCCGAAGUCUGUGGUGGUUUGGUCUCUGUGGCGCGCCUCUUGGUCGCUAAAUACGCACUGCUGUGUAAGUCGAAAACUCUACUUAGUGAAGCUAAGUCUGGCUGAGACGACACAAGACCUGUCACAAACAAGAGGUGGCUCUAACACCUGUGACUGGACACUCCAGUACAUGAACACUGCACUGAGAGAGAGAGAGGGGUUCAUACAGACACA
Molecule: messenger RNA, 1384 nt
Organism: Lepisosteus oculatus (spotted gar)
Lineage: Eukaryota; Metazoa; Chordata; Actinopteri; Semionotiformes; Lepisosteidae
Source: RefSeq, a predicted model, not a curated record